Messenger RNA from Amphibalanus amphitrite, 3584 nucleotides. RefSeq lists its product as uncharacterized. Lineage: Eukaryota; Metazoa; Arthropoda; Thecostraca; Balanomorpha; Balanidae. Bases 324 to 2786 code for a protein of 820 amino acids. The record is from RefSeq and is a predicted model, not a curated record. Gene Ontology annotation, cellular component: nucleus. The transcript has 3 exons. Gene Ontology annotation, molecular function: DNA-binding transcription factor activity, RNA polymerase II-specific; RNA polymerase II cis-regulatory region sequence-specific DNA binding. Gene Ontology annotation, biological process: animal organ morphogenesis; regulation of transcription by RNA polymerase II.
GCCGGGGGCGUGGCCUGGCGGACAGUCGGGCCAUCUAUGACAUGUCACAGGCUCCGAGCAUUAUCGCGCCCGUGAGCAGGGAGGACGCCGGCGUUUCCCGAAAGUCGGGUGGCGGUGGCGGUGGUGCGCGCGGUCCCGGCUAUAGUGGUCUCCCUCCUCUCAAGUGACUCCUCUGUUGAUCGGCUCCGGUGUCGCUGGGUCGUCCCUGCACUGGCGAUUGCCGUAAACUAUUUGGAUUAUUCUUUUUUACGGCCGUGACUGCUUAUAAACCGAUCCCGUCCAGGAUAAAUAUUAUUAAAUUUCGGUAAACAAAACAGAGCACGAUGGACAGUGGCAAGUCGGAGACGCACGAUGCCGCCGGGCCGAUGGCGGCCGCCGAGCCGACCAAGCCGGUCUACAUGGACUACAGCCGCGAGCUGCGGCCGCCGGCCAUACAGAUACCGACCAUCAUCGAGCACCGACUGGGAGACGAGGCGGGCCAGCUCAGCUACCCGCAGUACCCGCACAUCUACGGCCACCAGAGCGUGCCGGAGCCGGCCGACUACGGCACCCAGUCCCCGGCGCCGACCGGGUACGGUACUCAGUCACCCGCCCCUGCUGGUUACGGCACCCAGUCACCGGCUCCGGCUGGUUACAGCACCCAGUCUCCCGCUCCAGCCGGGUACGGCCAUCCAGCGCCGCCAGAGACCGACUACGGCGGCCAGUCUCCCGCUCCAGCGAGCUACGAGGCCGUGAAGCAGGCGGGCUACGACCUCGCUCCGCCUGACGGCUACGGCGACAGCUACGAGAUGCGAGACGGUGAGUUCCCUCGGCCGGUGCAGGCGUGGCCUACCGGCGCCGACGGCGGCUUUCUGCAUCCCCGCGCCGAGUUCGCCGCGCCGCCGCACUCUGGCGACGACCGCGGCGCGCUGCGGGACGACGGUACCGGUACCCAGCUGCGGUACGAGGCGGCGUACCGCUCUGAUAGCCGGUACCUGCGACAGAGCUCGCCGGCUGGCGCCGUACCCUCGCCGCCGCCCCUGCAGGCCGCCAAGUUCGACACCGAGCCGGCCGACUCCGUCCCGAAACAAUAUGACACCGACGGCGCUCUCACCGUGCACAAGUACGACCCGGAUGGAAUGCACAAGAGUUAUGAGGCGGAUGGAAUGCCGAUGGGUAAACCAUACGACACCGAUGGAAUGCACAAGGGCUACGACGCGGACGGAAUGCAUAAGGCGUACAACGGCGACAGUAUGAGCAAACCGUACGACACAGAUGGCCUUCCUGUGCACGACAGCUACGACGGAGACGUGAUGCACAAGCCGUACGACACCGAUCGGCUUCCCGUGCACAAAGCUUACGACACAGACGGCAAUCUGCCGAUUCACAAACCGUACGACGAGCCAGGCAAGUUUGAUGCCAUGGGAAAGCUAUACGAACAAUCUCCAGUGGAGGGGGAGAAGGAAGGCUUCCCCUACUCGCCGAGCUCGCUAAAACAGGCCACCAUAAAGAUGGAGAGUCUGACCACGUACGACACUAACGGGAUGCCGUGCUCAGAAGAGUCCGAUAAACCACCGGAGGGGGAGGCGACACAGGAAGGGAUGGCGGCCGCAGGAGCCACCGGAGCCAGCUCAGGAGGAUCCGCAGCAGGAGCCGCCUCAGGAGCAGCCGGCUCAGGAUCAGGCACCGAGCAGGAGAAGUCCGGGACCGAGAAGCCGACCAAGCGCGGAGCACCGGGAGUGCGUCGCCAGGAGAAGCCACCCUUCUCUUACAUCGCGCUCAUCCACAUGGCCAUUCAGAACUCGCCCACCAAACGCCUGACUCUGAGCGAGAUCUACCGCUUCCUGCAAGAGCGCUUCGACUUCUUCAAGGGCAGCUACCAGGGCUGGAAGAACUCGGUGAGACAUAACCUCAGCCUGAACGAGUGCUUCAUCAAGCUGCCCAAGGGCCUGGGCCGGCCGGGAAAGGGCCACUACUGGACGCUCGACCCGUCCGCCGAGUACAUGUUCGAGGAGGGCAGCUCGCGGCGCCGGCCGCGCGGCUUCCGACGCAAGUGCCGGCACUCGCCGCUGAAGCCGUUCGGUUACUUCCCGGCCGGCGGCGCCAUCUCCAGCACCGGCUACGACGCGGCGCAGGGCCUGCCGUCGGCGCAGCCGCCCACCUACAGCGGCAGCUACAGCGGCGACUACAGCCAGCUCAGCCCCACGGCGUGCACCUAUGGCCAGUCGCAGGCCGCCGGCAGCUACAGUCCGCUGAUCGGCCUGGCUGGCUCCUACAUGGCCGGCCCGGCCGGGGCCGCCGCCGGGCCCGCCGGGUACGACUACGGCCUACAGCCGUCCGCCGGCUACGGAGCGGGCUACAGCGACAAGGAGGCGGCCUGGUCGGGCCUCAGUGGGGUCACCGGAUCACCGCUGACCGGCUGUCUGCGGCCGCCGCACAGCCCGACGCCGGCUGAACAAGGCUCUCCGGGCUCUCUCUCUCCGCCCUCUGCCGACCCGUCGAGCGGCGCCGGCGGCUCUCUGUCGACCUCGGCCGCUCCGUCCUCGGGGUACACGCUAACACCCAUGUCCACAGCGUCCCCGCAUAUCACCUCCCACGGCCACCCGCCGCACCCGCUGCCCUCGCUGCACUGCGACUCAGAGUUUAGCACAGGUAUAUCCGGCCUGCCGCCCGUCAACCUGUACGACAAGAAGGCCAUGUUCUACCCGGUCACGCCCAACUAUGACGUCACCAGCGGUACACCAAUCAGCACGUACUACGACAGCGGUAUCAACUCGUACUCGGCUCCGAGCUACUCGAACCAGUGACUAGCGAAGAGCGGAGAGGAGAGAGCGUCUUUCUGGGUAUGCAAAUGACGCCGACAGAGGAGCGGGGCACCCCUCCGAAGGCAAAUGACGUCAUAAGGGGAUGGUUUGUUAUAAGCUAAUGCCAACGGUUUUUGUGAAAUAGUUAACCGAGCUGUUAUAGCUGCCACUAAACGGCAUUGGCUGUCUUCCGUCAGGCAAUGAAGUGCAGCAUCAGUGUAAUUAUCAACUCAAUAAUAUGCUGACAUUGUUUCUGAGCUCAAUGUUACCUAAAUGCUAACUGCCAACAGGUUCGCUGUUUGUUAUUUUAAUCAAUGCUAAAUCGUCGCUUGCGAGGAGCGUAAUCCUUCGUUGCCGGUUUGGCGUUCAUUUUUUCUGCAACUCGAGUUGCUUCUAAUGAUGUUUAUAUUAUUCCUAGCUCGAUGGUCGAGCACUGGGAAGUACCUAAUUGCUGAUAACGGAGGCCCCGAGUUGGUCAAAAAUGAUGUGGCCUUUAACGAAUUCGUCUUCAAUGUACGGCGUACUGCAACACAGGAGUGCGCCUUGUCUGCUGCGUUAUGGCACUCCUGCGCGAUAUUUGUCGCCAACUCUGUUUUAUAGCGUGUGUCUGCGCGAUGGCUGAUUGUUCACUCGGUGUUCGUAAUUGCUUCAGUGUUGUAAUGCGCUGCUCAAUAUGGGUUGGUGUGAAGUUGCCGCUGGGUGCUGCCCCGAUGACGUCACGGUCUGUUGUGUGGGCCGAUAGAUGAUGGAGGGCUACCGGGACCUGGUGUCAGAGUUGCAAUAAAUAUCGCCUGGACAUGA